AUGCCCUUCGAUCUCGCCGGCAAGACUCUCAGUCCCUUCCUCAAAGAACACAUCCCCGGCCUGUACGCCCCCGUCGGCAAGAACCUAAAGAAAGAGGACAGGACGAGUCCCAGUAAUGAAUUGGUAAACAUCAAAGACCCCAACACCAAAUACUGCUACCGUCAUCGUCCCGACUCCAAGUGUCGUCGGGCGGCGGACGAGACCAAGAUGGGUACCAUUCAACGGGAGCUCAACAACCUCCCAUCUACCGAUCAAGAGGCCAUCACCCAUGUUUGGUCCCUGUUCUCAGCCGCACCCGCCAAGCAUCGCGAACUCAUGCUGCAGGGCAUCAUCACCCAAUGCUGCUUUCCCCAGCUGUCGACCGUCUCCCGCGAAGUUCAAGAGCAGCUCAAGAUCGACUUCAUCGCCACCCUGCCUGUAGAAUUAUCGUACAAGAUCCUCUGCAACUUGGAUACCGUUUCGCUAUGCAAGGCUGCACAGGUCAGCCGUCGCUGGCGGGACCUGGCCGAUGACGACGUCGUCUGGCACCGAAUGUGCGAACAACAUAUUGACCGAAAGUGCACAAAGUGUGGCUGGGGCCUGCCGCUAUUGGAGCGGAAAAAACUCAUGGCCUGGAACCGACAUCAACAUACUGCACAUGCGAACCCGCCCACACGCAGCGCCGAGGAUUCGGCUGAGCCAGCCGCAGCUCCCGCUGCUCAAGGCUCCAACAAGCGAGCCAUGGUGGUCCGCGACGACAGCGGCGCCAAACGAUCGCGAGUCCGAAAUUCACCCGCCAACGGCCGAGCGCAACUCGACGAAGAGCGAAAGUUUCGACCCUGGAAGGACGUGUACCGGGACCGCUACAAGGUCGGAUACAACUGGAAGACGGGACGGUGUUCUAUCAGGACGUUCAAGGGCCACGAGAACGGCAUCACCUGCCUGCAAUUUGAUCACAACAUCCUGGCGACUGGUUCCUAUGACACCACCAUCAAGAUCUGGAAUGUCGAGACGGGAGAAUGCAUUCGCACGCUGCGUGGACAUACUUCGACGAUUAGGACUCUGCAGUUUGACGAAGGCAAGCUAAUUAGCGGAAGCUUUGACAAGACCAUCAAGAUUUGGAACUGGCACACUGGCGAGUGCAUCAGUACUCUUCAAGGCCACACCGAUGGCGUCUUGUCCAUCCAUUUCGAUGGAUGCAAGCUUGCUUCUGGAUCCAUCGACAAGACUGUCAAAAUCUUCAAUUUCGACACCAAGCAGACCUGGACUCUGCGUGGCCAUUCCGACUGGGUCAACCACGUGCGCAUCGAUUCCGCAUCCCGCACCGUAUUCUCGGCCUCUGACGAUCUCACCGUCAAGCUAUGGGAUCUGGAUUCGAAGCAAUGCAUCAAGACUUAUCUGGGACACGUUGGACAGGUUCAGCAAAUUCUGUUGAUGCCCCCUGAUUUUGAGCCGGAUGAGGACCCUAACGCUGACAUGGGCGAUGCCGCCUCCGCAGCCAGUGGACGAGGCGAUUCGCCGGUGCCUUUGCCAGAGCAGGCGCCCGAUAGCCGUACUGCGUUUGGACCCGGCUUCUCAAAUCCUUCUCGUCCUCUGCCUCCCCGUUACAUGCUCACAGGUGGCCUCGACAACACUGUACGACUGUGGGAUGUUGCCACGGGCAAAUGCAUUCGCAGCAUGUUUGGCCACGUCGAGGGCAUCUGGGGUCUUGUUGGGGAUACCCUCCGCGUUGUCACUGGUGCUAAUGACUCCAUGACCAAGAUCUGGGAGCCUCGCUCCGGCAAAUGCGAGCGUAGCUUUACGGGUCAUGCCGGCCCAGUGACCUGCGUUGGUCUUAGCGAUAGCCGAAUGGCAAGCGGUAGUGAAGACGGCGAGGUUCGUUUGUACAGCUUCGAAGGCAACAGCUUGGAGGAAAGGGGAACGCCAUCAUAG
This is a messenger RNA of Trichoderma atroviride IMI 206040, 1911 nucleotides long. RefSeq lists its product as uncharacterized. The record is from RefSeq and is a predicted model, not a curated record. Gene Ontology annotation, molecular function: protein binding. Lineage: Eukaryota; Fungi; Ascomycota; Sordariomycetes; Hypocreales; Hypocreaceae.